Xiphophorus hellerii (green swordtail) is the source of this 1863-nucleotide messenger RNA. It is a transcript of the gene sfxn5a, whose product is annotated as sideroflexin 5a. The record is from RefSeq and is a predicted model, not a curated record. Gene Ontology annotation, molecular function: monoatomic ion transmembrane transporter activity; citrate transmembrane transporter activity. Gene Ontology annotation, cellular component: mitochondrial inner membrane. Bases 134 to 1102 code for a protein of 322 amino acids. The transcript has 14 exons. Gene Ontology annotation, biological process: monoatomic ion transport; citrate transport; mitochondrial transmembrane transport. Lineage: Eukaryota; Metazoa; Chordata; Actinopteri; Cyprinodontiformes; Poeciliidae.
GUGGGAAGACAGCUGAGUGUUUUUGCCGUGCGGCGCCAGACGGUGAAAGUGGUCGGGGGAGGGAAAAAAAAAAAACAAAAAAGAAAGUUGCUCAACUUGAGCAGUAAGGAGGAGCGUUGUGUUGUAAGGCAGCAUGUCUGACUACCCACCGUUCCAGUACGGAAAGUCUCGUUUCAACCAGGAGACGUUUCGUGGGAGAUUCCGUCACUUCCUGGAUGUGAUCGACCCCAGCACACUCUUCGUGUCAGAGAAACGGCUGCAGGACUGCAUUAAGCUGCUCGAUGGCUUCAAACAAGGAACUCUGCCUCCAGGAGUCACAGACGCCGAGCUAUGGGAAGCCCAGAAAAUAAAGCAGGCCAUCAUCCACCCCGACACGGGGGAGAAGAUCCUCAUGCCCUUUCGGAUGUCAGGUUUUGUUCCAUUUGGCACUCCAGUGGUUGUUGGCCUCCUUCUCCCUAAUCAAACAACGGCGUCCACCAUCUUCUGGCAGUGGUUAAACCAGAGCCAUAACGCCUGUGUUAACUACAGCAACCGUAACGCAACUAAGCCCGCUCCAUUUUCCAAAUUCUUCCAGGGUUACGUGGGGGCGGUGACCAGUGCCGUCUCCAUCGCUGUUGGCCUGAAUGUUUUAAUCCAGAAAGCCGACCGAUUAAGCCCAACCACCAAGCUGUUGGUGCAGCGGUUCGUCCCUUUCCCUGCAGUGGCGAGUGCAAACAUCUGCAACGUGGUGCUGAUGAGGCACACUGAGCUGUCUGACGGCAUCGCUGUGCUCGACGACAGCGGGAAGGUGGUGGGAACGUCUAAGAUAGCCGCCAGGCAUGCACUUUUAGAGACUGCCCUGACCAGAGUGGUCAUGCCCAUGCCCAUCAUGGUGCUUCCUCCCAUGGUCAUGGCCGUACUGGAAAAGCUCCCUCUGCUGCAGCGGCGGCGGAGGCUCGUCCUGCCCGUCCACAGCCUGGUGUGUCUGGCUGCCUUCGGCUUCGCUCUGCCGCUCGCCAUCAGCCUCUUCCCACAGAUGUCUCAGAUCAGCGCCAAUCAGCUCGAGCCAGAGAUCGCGGCGGCGACAGAUUGUCAGAUUUUGACAUACAACAAAGGGCUGUGAGCGUUCCCUCCCGGCCAGCGGGUCGACCCUCUCCCCCGUCCGACGCUGCCAACGUGGAGGAGGUAGCUCGCAUUUUUCACAAAACAGCAGCUGAUCCCGACAACACACGUCGACGCGGAGACGGCGGCCGCAGUCGACGGCGACAGCUAAAUGUACAUCACGACGCCUUCGAAGUAUUAGCGACGCGACAACACGGAGGCUUACCAAAGAGUCGAUGCCAAAAGCGAUGCGCCGCUCGAGCCUCAAAGGAAGAGCGCGCCGCGCUCAUUCUGGCUGCUGUGCGACCUGCUCAAAACAGAAAAGUUAACAGCUGUAAAAAAAAAAUACAUAAAUAAAAAAUUAGCAACUCAAAACAUUUGGAGAAAAGUCCAUGCUGAUAAUAAGUCGACUUUCAGAAAAGUUUGGAAUUUUUCCAGGUUUUUACACACACAAAAAAUACAACAACAACAAAAUCUUGAACAGAGUGAAUGUAGAAAUGCCUUAACAGCUUAGCAGUAAACUUUAUUCCGUUUUUUUCUCCCCCGCCUCCAAAAAUUGUUGUGUUGCCACUUUCAGAAUGAAAGUUUCAGGGAUUUUCUGAAAGCUAAACCUGAAAAAGCAUGUUUAUCUUUGGGUUUUCUCUCUUGCUGUCUUUGCCUUUCAAUCUGAGCACAAGAACGCUGAGAUUAUAGCGACAACCAACCAAUGGUUGGUGAAAAAUGUCCAACUGUGUAACUUUUCAAUUCCACAUACUCGCAAUAAACAGCACACCUGGAUGUCUG